Molecule: messenger RNA, 743 nt
Organism: Sorex fumeus (smoky shrew)
Lineage: Eukaryota; Metazoa; Chordata; Mammalia; Eulipotyphla; Soricidae
Gene: CENPS
Product: centromere protein S
Exons: 5
Coding region: 142-558 (138 amino acids)
Biological process (GO): resolution of meiotic recombination intermediates; replication fork processing
Cellular component (GO): Fanconi anaemia nuclear complex; FANCM-MHF complex
Molecular function (GO): chromatin binding; protein heterodimerization activity
Source: RefSeq, a predicted model, not a curated record
CGCUAGGAGGCGCGCGCGCGGCCGCGCGGGGCUUCGCUUCGCGCUUUGACCCCCCGCGCGGCCCGUCGUCGGCCGCGGCGGCGGGAAGAUCCGAGGGGCAGCCGCGCCGCCGCCUGUCUCCGCCUCGGCGCGCCCGCCGCGAUGGAGGAGGCCGAGGCCGAGGAGCAGCAGCAAUUCUCCUAUCAGCAGAGGCUGAGGGCGGCCGUGCACUACACCGUCGGUGGGCUUUGUGAGGAGGUGGCCGCGGACAAGGAGGUGACGUUCAGCAAACAGACCAUCGCCGCGAUCUCGGAGCUGACCUUUCGGCAGUGCGAAAAUUUUGCCAAAGACCUGGAAAUGUUUGCAAGGCACGCGAGAAGAAGCACCAUCAACGCGGAGGACGUGAAGCUGUUGGCCAGGAGGAGCAACCCACUGCUAAAGUACAUCACAGAGAAGAGUGAAGAGCUCGCGCAAUUGAACCUAGAGCGAAAAAGCAAGAAGAAAAAGAAGUCAGGGGAUGAGAAGAAAACUCCAGGCGAGCCGGCCGAGGGGGGAGCUGUGGAGGACAGUGAGGGCUAGACUUGCCCUGGAGGAGACUUUGCAGGGAAGUGGCCAGCGUGAGAGAGACGGAGUUCUCCGCUGUUUCGCUGCUGUUAUUCCGCUGUCACUUUACGGCAGCCCUUGUGGGGGAGGCAGGAAAUCUUCAAAGCAAGCACGCGAUCGAGAGCGUGUGUGUGGCAGGAUUUUGGAAAUCAUUUCUUAUA